AACACGAGGUCUUGUCGAGCGAGCGUGUGGGAAAACGGACGGAUGUCGGAAGCGUCAGGGGCGUCGGAAUGUUGCGGCCUGCCGUUCAGGACUGUUCAGGAUUGUUCAACGUGUCCACCAAGUUGGCACCAACCCCUCCAACCCUGACCAACCAACCGAUCUUGGAAACUGCACACCUGCAUCCUCCGAUAUUAGACAUGCCCCUGAACGUGAACCCGUAGAAUAGACAGGUCCUCCUCGAAACAGGACCCUCAAACCAAGUAACUCACAAUGGCGACGAUUAAACUGGGCUCCCUGCUGAUAAAGACCCUCUCGAAGCCUCUUGCAAACUCAAUAAAACAGCAGGCUAAGAACCACCCAGCAUUCAAGGAUUUUUGUAUAGGAGUAGCACAGAAAACGCAUCAAUGGGAGCACACUCUCAAGACUCGGUUCUUGGGUUACCCAAAAGAAAGCAUCCGGCCGCUGAAUGACACCCGAGCCGUAGAAGCAGGGGCAAAUUUCAUGUCAGAGUCUAUAAUUUUCUCCGUCGCCGUCGCAACAAUAUUGGCAGAAACAUACCGCUCCAGCCGAGCAUCCACAAAACGGCGGCGUGAUGUGGACGACAGUAUCGAGGAAAUGUUAGAAAGGCAUGAAGGGUACAACGAACGGAUAGGACAGUUGGAGGAGAAUGUGAUGCGGUUGACCAAGGAGGUGGAGACGCUGAAAACGGAAAAUCGGGAACUGAGGGCUGGGAUUGGAUGGUUAGGGAGGGCAGUAGGGGUGAAAUGGGAAGGGGAUCGCCAGGAUAUGAUGCGAAAGCUGGCAAAGGUGGGUUUUGUGAGAGCGUGCGAGUUGGACACUGGGGAGCAUAUCGGUAGGGGUCCUGCUGGGGGUGGGAACGGGAACGUAACGAACGUUGCCGGCGUGGUUACCCUUCGGUAACGGUGAAAUGAACACGGCUUAUUUGAUUAUUGAUGCGACGUGGAGACUUGACGGGACGCACUAUAGCAUGUCGCCUAUGUAUAUAUAUACGCAAAAAUCACGCAUGUGCGACUUUCGUCUCAUUAUUCUG
Fimicolochytrium jonesii is the source of this 1051-nucleotide messenger RNA. Its product is annotated as optic atrophy 3 protein-domain-containing protein. The transcript is spliced from 7 exons. Gene Ontology annotation, cellular component: mitochondrion. Bases 271 to 921 code for a protein of 216 amino acids. The record is from RefSeq and is a predicted model, not a curated record. Lineage: Eukaryota; Fungi; Chytridiomycota; Chytridiomycetes; Spizellomycetales; Powellomycetaceae. Gene Ontology annotation, biological process: regulation of lipid metabolic process.